This is a messenger RNA of Kickxella alabastrina, 957 nucleotides long. Its product is annotated as histone methylation protein DOT1-domain-containing protein. The record is from RefSeq and is a predicted model, not a curated record. Gene Ontology annotation, cellular component: nucleus. Gene Ontology annotation, biological process: regulation of transcription regulatory region DNA binding; DNA repair; DNA damage checkpoint signaling. Lineage: Eukaryota; Fungi; Kickxellomycota; Kickxellomycetes; Kickxellales; Kickxellaceae. The transcript has a single exon. Gene Ontology annotation, molecular function: histone H3K79 methyltransferase activity. Bases 1 to 957 code for a protein of 318 amino acids.
AUGCCGCGUGGCUACGAUGGCGAGGCCGAGGCGCGCGACGAGUACUUGCCGGUCAACGACCUGCUGGCCACCGUGCGCGCCAUUGGGUUGCACCUGGUCGACUCGGCGGCGUUCCGGCGCGCAGUGGUCGAAGACGGCGACGGCGGUAUUGUGCGGCGGCUUGAGCGCGCGCGCAACCGACGCGACGGCGACGCGUUCGCAGAGGCUGUGCGCGACUUUAACGCGCUGCUGGAUGGCGCACGCGUGGACGGGCUGGUGCGGAGCGCCGGCAUUGCGGCCGAAGUGGCCGUGCACGUGCUCGAGCAAGUGUACAACCGCGUGGUGGCGCCAACAGUCGACCUGCUGCGGCAGUACAAGGCGUUCUCGAACAAUGUGUACGGCGAGAUCCUGCCGACAUUGGUCAGCGAGCUGAUUGCACGCACGGGCAUCAGCGCUUCAUCGACGUUUGUCGAUCUGGGGUGCGGCAUCGGCAACGUGGUGCUGCAGGUGGCGGCGCAAACCGGGUGCCGCGCAUGCGGUGUUGAGAUCAUGCGAGUGCCUGCGCGCUUUGCGCGGCGCCAGGCGCGCGAGUUCGAGCACCGCAUGCAGCUAUAUGGGCUGCGCCACGGCGCCGUGCGCGUGUGGCAGGGCGACUUUUGCGACAGCGCUGAUGUGCAGUGCGUGCUGCCCGUGGCUGAUGUGCUUUUGGUCAACAACUACGCAUUUGAUAGUGCGCUGAACCAGACGCUGCUGCAGAUGUUCCUUGAUCUGAAGGAGGGCACGCGUAUUGUGUCGCUGCGGCCGUUUGUUACGCCGGAUUACAAGAUCAGCGCCCGCAAUGUGCAUGCGCCUGAGAGUAUCCUGACUGUGCGCCGCUAUCCAUAUUGGAGCCAGUGCGUUAGCUGGACUGAUAACGGCGGGGAGUACUUUGUGCAGACUGUGGACCGGUCGGGCGUCAAGGGAUUUCUUAGUAAAUAG